AUGCUGCGGCGCCGCCCCGCCAGUACCCCGACAGCUGUGGCGCAGGAUGCAGCCGCAACGGCAAUCGGCAGCGACGAGGACUUCAAGGGCUUUGAGAAGUAUGUGCUGGACCUUCAGGAGCGCAUCCUAACCGAGGCAGAGCAGCUGGACGGCAGCGGCAGGAAGUUUUUGCGCGACAGGUGGUCUCGCGGCAGUGACAAUGCUGGCUAUGGCAUCACCUGCGUGCUGGAGGGGGGCGACCUGCUGGAGAAGGCGGCAGCCAACAUAAGCAUCAUCCACGGGCAGCUGUCCCCACAGCGCGCGCAGGCCAUGAGCUCCCGCGGCCGCGCCGACAUCGACCCCAAGGGCGGCCAGCCGUACAGCGCCGCGGCCAUGUCCCUCGUGUUCCACGCAGCGCACCCCCUGGUCCCGACACUGCGGGCAGACGUGCGCCUCUUCCAGGUUGCCGGCAACGCCUGGUUUGGCGGCGGCUGCGACUUGACGCCAAGCUACCUGUUUGAGGAGGAUGCAGCAGAGUUCCACGCCCACUGGAAGGCCGUGUGUGACAAGUAUGCGCCCCACGUGUACCCCGACUUCAAGGCCUGGUGUGACAAGUACUUUUACAUCCCAUGCCGCAAGGAGCACCGCGGCAUCGGGGGCCUGUUUUUCGACGACAUCGCCACAGGGGAGGCCGGCUAUGAUGCAGAGGCGUUUGUGAGGGAUGUGGGGGACAACAUUCUUCCCAGCUGGCGCGCCAUCGCGGAGCGGCGGCGACGCCUGCCCUACACUGACAGCCAGCGGCAAUGGCAGCUCACCAGGCGCGGGCGCUACCUGGAGUUCAACCUGCUCUACGAUCGCGGCGUCAAGUUCGGGCUGGACGGCGGCCGCGUGGAGAGCAUCAUGGUGUCCGCGCCGCCGCUGAUCGCAUGGAAGUACGACGUACGGCCGGACGAGGGGUCUGACGAGGCGCGGCUGCUGGACGUGCUGCGGCAGCCGCGGGAAUGGGCGUGA
This is a messenger RNA of Monoraphidium neglectum, 990 nucleotides long. RefSeq names its product coproporphyrinogen III oxidase. Gene Ontology annotation, cellular component: cytoplasm. The transcript has 7 exons. The coding region runs from base 1 to 990 and encodes 329 amino acids. The record is from RefSeq and is a predicted model, not a curated record. Gene Ontology annotation, molecular function: coproporphyrinogen oxidase activity. NCBI's taxonomy places the organism in Eukaryota, Viridiplantae, Chlorophyta, Chlorophyceae, Sphaeropleales, Selenastraceae.